AAAUAUUUACCACCUGAUCGCACGUGACCAAUAAAAGCUUACACAGGACGAAUCUCGAGGCGGUCGAUGUUCCUGCGCGUAUUUCUUCGCGAAAUUCCCUCGGAAUUCCUUCGAAAUUCUCGGAAAACGUACGGAUCGGCUUCCCCGGUGAACGAGGAGGAAACGAAAAGUGAGCGAAACGAAAGAUACGACCGCCGCCGCCGACGGUUUCCAUUCUUUUCCGAAUCGCGGAGGGGUAGCGACUUUUCACCGGUUCCCAAUUGAGAACCCCUGCCGCGGAGGACUCGCCGAAAUGGGAGGAUUUUUGGGAGCAUGGAAAAAGAGCGACGGCCGGGAAGCACCGCGGAAAACGAGACACGCAGGUUCGCUCGGUUAUUUUCGCCAGGAAUUUCUGUCAAGUUGGAACGUUCGCCGCGAUGGAGGACGAACGGAAAGGGAAAGUUCGGUGCGUAGACCGACGCACGGUGAGCGACAUAAUGCGUCCGGCCGCACGUGUCACCCUUCCACGACAAUAGGAGUAGACAGUCGACUUUCGAGCACUGCCAAGAGGCGGAGUUGUCACGCUGGCCAGGUUUGCGACAGGUUACCGAGCAGUUUUGGCAGGCCGCACGCCGAGAACCGAUCCGGGAGAGUCGGGCUCGCGAAUCCGCGAAAUUAAUGUCGCGGCCCGAUGAGAGAAGGGAGAGGCUGACAGUCCGGGGAGAAGGUGAAAGUGAGAACCGUUCGCAGGCAUAACCUAAAAAUAAGUUGUAAACGUCUGACAUGAUCGUGCCAGAGCUGUUGCCCUGUUAACGAAUGAUUUUACGAGAUCGGAGAAAGUAUGGAGACGUGCAACGAAGGGGGCGACCGGACCCCGUCUGUCACUUCGGUAACACGAAAAACUUGGUCGGAACUGAGAGGUGUCGUUAGCGAUCUACGCAGAAAAUUGUCCGGGAUAUCGGCCGUUUCUGUGCCCGGAUCUAUAACGUUUCGAUCCUUACCCGAUGGACGGACUAGAAUAUAUUUUCUUGGCAGCCUUAGCAACAGAUGGGAAACUACGUUGUUGUCUGUGGACAUUUUCCCUUUCGAUCUGCCUAACGGUUACUUACUUCACUGGCAACCUGUUAUAGAAGCAAAUUUUCAAACCGUAUCGAGCACUAAAAUACUAUCGAGAGAAGAACAGCUAUUAUGGGAGAGGAAGAGAUUAGUUACGUGCGGCAUUACCAGCUAUGAACUACAUCCGGAUAGCGGGAAGCUAGUUUUUCCAGCUGCUAGCAGCCUUUACCAAUGUAUAGACACAGGAUUUGUGGCUGGGCCUCUUUUUCCAUCUGAGAUUCGUGCAUCUACAUCCCGUGCAAAACUGUGUCCACAAAUCUGCCCAUGGAACAAUGCGUUAAUUGCAUAUACUUGUUCAGGAGAUCUGUAUUUAUCCCAUAGUAUCACGGGAUCUUCGUUAAGAUUGACUCAUGCCAGAAAAGGUGGUAGAAAUUUAACGGACGACCCUCUUACAGCAGGCACUCCGUCUUAUGUAAUGCAAGAAGAAUUUGCUAGGUACGUCGGUUACUGGUGGCAGCCGAAGUCCAACGACGGCAUUUAUAGAAUAGUCUACGAGGAAGUCGAUGAAAGCGAUGUCAAAAUUUUUUGUUUCCCUUCUCCGUCAAACUCCGAAGAGAUAGACGAGUUCAGAUUUCCCAGAGCCGGCACAUGCAACGCGAAGAGUAAUCUGAAAAUGGUGCAAUUCCGAUUAACGGAAACGUUACAAAUAGUCAACAUUGAUAUCCUGGAACUCCAACAUUCGUUGCAUAUUAUGUUCCCCUGGAUGGAGUACAUGGUCAGAGUAGGAUGGACUCCUGACGCGCAAUACGUCUGGGUGCAGCUGUUGGAUAGGAAACAGCAAAGGCUCGAGUUGGUUUUAUUAUCGAUAGAUAAUUUUUGUGAACCACCCCCGAAUGUAUAUAAUUGGGAAAAUCACUUCACACCACCGACGGCGAGUGUUCAGGUGAUAUACUCUGAACAGAGUCCGACUUGGAUCAAUCUUAACGAUCUUCUUUAUUUCUUGCCAUCCGACAAUCCAACGGAAGUGAAAUUCCUCUGGGGUAGCGAGGAAUCUAACUUCCGGCAUCUGUAUCUCAUUACGUCUAAAAUAUCAGGCAUAAACAAUGAAGUGGAGGAACCGUUAGAUAGUAUAGUUAGUAUCUUCUUGCAACCACGAGUUACGUCUAAAGUUGCUUUAACCCAGGGAGAUUGGGAGGUGCUAGGCAAGAAAUUGUGGGUAGACGAAGCCAACUCCAUUGUUUAUUUUCGUGGGUUGCGCGACGGUCCACUGGAGCAGCAUGUUUACGCUGUAUCCUUGAAUCGACCGUUGGAGGUAAAGCUACUCACAACGCCGGGUUACAGUUACAACAGCAUAUAUUUUAAUAAGGAAUGCACAAUGCUAGUGGCCGUGUAUAGCUCCAUCAAGACUCUACCCACCUGUCAGGUAUUCAAAAUAACGCAAAAAGAUUGGACAGUGGAUAGCAUCUGUUUAACCCCCGUUGGAUAUUUGCUAGAACCAUCGUCUCCCGAAUCGGAAUUAUUCACUCCGGAGAUUUAUACGCAUAAAAUAUCAUCCGGCGACAUAAUCUAUUCUAUGAUCUUUAAACCACAUAGCUUUCAACAAGGCGUAAAAUAUCCUACGAUACUGAACGUUUACGGUGGCCCCGAAGUACAAUUAGUAUCAAAUACAUUCAAGGGAAUGAGACAUUUGAGGAUGCAUAUGUUAGCUGCUCAAGGUUAUUGCGUGGUAUUGAUUGAUAACCGCGGUUCCCAUCACAGGGGUUUAGUGUUUGAGAGUCAUUUGCAACACAGAUUGGGAACAGUCGAAUUAAGUGAUCAAGUUGAAGUACUGAAGUGGUUGGCGGAAACAACUGGUUACAUUGAUCUAAACCGCAUAGCUCUUCAUGGCUGGUCUUACGGAGGAUAUUUGAGCCUUAUGGGCUUAAUACAAUACCCUGGAGUGUUCAAGUUGGCUAUCGCUGGUGCUCCGGUUACAUCUUGGAACUUUUAUGAUACCGGAUAUACUGAACGUUACAUGGAUUUGCCACAAAAUAAUCCUCAUGGUUACAUGACUAGUUCAAUCCUAACUUACGUGGAUAAAUUCCCCGACGAGGAGAAUCGAUUAUUGAUCAUUCAUGGACUCAUCGACGAGAAUGUGCACUUUUUUCAUACAAGUCAAUUGAUCGAUGCACUCGUGAAGUCUGGGAAACCAUAUCAAUUGCAAGUCUACCCCAACGAAAGACAUAGCCUUAGAAGUUUAGAUUCUAGUAAACACUACGAGACCACACUAUUAUUUUUCUUACAAAAUCAUUUGUGAAUUCGUUGCUUCCGAUCAAGUAUAAAGUGAUAAACAUUGGUUAAAACAGAAUUUUAUCACGUCAAGCGUGACUGCCAUUACUUUAUGUACAUAUAUUAAAUGAAUUGAAAAAUGUUCGUCGUGACUAAGAGUUCGCGAUUACAUUGCCUAAAAACACUCAAUAUUUAUCUCGGGUGGUAUUAUGAUUUUAAAGAAUGAAGAAUAUAUAACAGAUAUCCCGGAACGUACAUGAAGAGAUUACAUCCGUUUAUAGCACUGGAAGAAAUUAUUAGCUUGCAUUUGACCGUAAUCUACAGCCAUCGCGUAACUUAGCAAACACAAUUUUUGCAGCCGUUUCAAUGAGCUACUUGUAGAGCUUUACAACGAUAAGAUUUAAUGUUACUUUUUUAUGAAAACGGACAAUACUCGCAACUCCUUUGUACAUAUAUACAUAUGUGUCAUUAGAACUGCAUAAUCUUUUUUUAGAAUUGUCCUCUAAUUGUACUUACAAGAUAUACAUAAUCUUCACUAGAAAUAUAUCUGUUUCUUGGCUGUCACCAUUUUAUGUUUGACUACUUGUGUACAUACGCGCGAGCAAUCAUUCACAUUUUUACAAUAAACAUUGAUGAUAAGUAUUUGAAUGAAAAAUUAUCCAUAAUGUUUCACCGUUUCAUACCCAAUUAUUGACUA
Molecule: messenger RNA, 4000 nt
Organism: Nomia melanderi (Alkali bee)
Lineage: Eukaryota; Metazoa; Arthropoda; Insecta; Hymenoptera; Halictidae
Product: dipeptidyl peptidase 9
Biological process (GO): proteolysis
Molecular function (GO): serine-type peptidase activity; dipeptidyl-peptidase activity
Source: RefSeq, a predicted model, not a curated record